AUGGAUCCAAACUGCUGCAGGGACUACCAGGAAAUUAAAAUUCAAGAACAAGUUCAUCAUCUUGUUGUAGGAACCAUGCCUCGUUCAAUGUGGAUUGUGUUAGAGAAUGAUUUGGUUGAUUGUUGUAAACCUGGUCAUGAUGUUCUCAUCAGUGGUGUUUUAAUUCGACGUUGGCGGCCUUUGGUAAUGGAAACAAGGAGUGACAUUGAGUUAGUGUUUCAUGCUCAUAGUGUUGAAAUACACAAUGAUUAUUCUUCAACCACCAUUAUAUCUGAAGAAGUUGAAGAAGAACUCAAAAACUUUUGGGAAGAGUACAAACAUCAACCACUGAAGGGCAGGAACAGCAUUUUGUUAAACUUGUGUCCUCAAGUUUAUGGUUUAUACAUUGUGAAAUUAGCUGUUGCACUGGUUUUAGCAGGAGGAGUGCAGCAAGUAGACAAAAGUGGAACUAAAGUACGUGGAGAGUCACAUUUAUUGCUUGUUGGUGAUCCUGGUACUGGGAAAUCACAGUUUUUAAAAUAUGCUGCUAAAAUCAGUCCACGUUCAGUUCUUACAACUGGAAUUGGAAGUACAAGUGCAGGACUCACAGUCAGUGCAGUUAGGGAUAGUGGGGAGUGGCAGUUAGAAGCUGGUGCUUUAGUGCUGGCUGAUGGUGGUAUUUGCUGUAUCGAUGAAUUCAAUAGCAUUCGAGAACAUGACAGAGGAAGUAUUCAUGAGGCUAUGGAACAACAAACUAUCAGUGUUGCUAAAGCAGGACUUGUAACUAAACUCAGUACAUCAAUAUCAGUUAAUGUGGCCCUAGCAAGUCCCUUACUGAGCCGGUUUGACUUAGUGUUGGUCCUGUUAGACACAAAAAACGAAGAAUGGGACAGAUUGGUUGCUUCAUAUCUUCUGAGUGGAGUUGAUCCAUUUGAGGAAUGUUACGAAGCUUGUACUUGGAGCUUAGAAAAAAUGAGAGCCUACUUUUGUAUCAUCAAAACACUCACACCUGUGAUGUCAGAUGAAAGUAACAGGAUUCUAACUCGAUACUAUCAGUGCCAACGAAACACAGAUCUGAGAAAUGUUGCUCGAACAACUAUACGGCUUCUGGAAAGUUUGGUUCGAUUGGCACAAGCUCAUGCCAGAUUAAUGUUUAGGAAGGAAGUUGGUGUCCAAGAUGCUGUGGUUGCUGUGUCCCUUGUGGAGUCUUCAAUGCAAGGGUCAGCUUUGAUUCAAGGGGUGAAUGCACUACAUACUGCCUUUCCAAACAACCCUGAUUCUGAAUACAAGGUCCAAGCUGAACUCAUACUUCAGAGGCUUGGCUUGCAGGAUAUCUUGGAGCAGGAGAUGAUAAAGAUUAAUAAAGAGCAAGAGCUACAAAAAAAAGAUGAAAUUUCAAAGGACUCCAAAACUUUUCCCCAUAAACCACCUUCAGAUCAAGACAACUUUAAUGGAAAUAAUGAUCAUUCAAACAUUUCUGUUUUGUAUUCAUCUAGUGGUAAGAAAAGAGAUAACACUCAUCAUUUAUCCCAACAAAACUUGGUUCUACCACAGUCUUAUCCAAAGAUUACAACUCAGUCUCAGAAACAUUCAUCUAAUAGUCAAAGAAAUUGUAUAGAUAAAAAUUAUUCUUCAUUCAAACAAAAAUGGGUCCAAUCAAAGUUUUCUAGAGAGACUACAGUUUUGUCUGAUGUCAAAUCAUCGUAUAAAAACACAACUUGUAUAAAGAAUAACCAUCCUUUGUCCCAACAAACUCUAAAUACACCAGAAUCAUCCAAAAAGAACUUAAGAAGUAUAGAAAAAAGUAAUAAUUCACCCCAACAGACUUUGGUCCAACCAGAGUUUUCUCUAAAAACUACAGCUUUAUCUGGCAAAAAUUUAAAUGAUCCUAACACAAUAAAACCAGCUGUAAAAAAUUGUUUAAAGGGUAUUUGUAAAGAUAACACUGCUGAGGAAAUUUCAUGUAACCAUGAAAGUAAAAAAACUGUUGACCCAGAGAUUGAACUAGAUAUGGUUGAUGAAAAAUCAAACCCAAAGAAAAAAAGAAAAAUCAAUGCCAUUGAAAGUGCAGAUACACCUAGUGGUAAUCAGAUUUCUGAUAAAAUUAUACUCAAUCCUGAAAUAAAUAAUCAAAACAACAUAUGUGAUUAUAACAAGUCUGUACAAGAUGCUAGCAACCAUCAAAGUAGUACACCAAGCAAAUGUUAUUCAGUGUGUGACAGGAUUUCAACAAGGGUUAAGAAAGUGUUCCCAAAAGAAACUGUAAAUAUGCAAGAACAAAAUAGUCCAAAUUUUGCUGGUGACUCAAGAACCUUAGAAUCAGAAAAUGCACCCUCUUUUAGUAUUCUUGAAACACUUAAGAAUUUCAGGUUUAUUCCAAAAAGUAAAAAAGGAAAAGAAGAAUCUAAUGUUACAACUUCUGAUCCCAUUUCUAAUACAACGUUAACAAUGAAAGACUUAACACAAAGUAAUAAUGUUGAACAGACAUUGAAAAAUAAACAAAAUCAAAAUAAUAAACCUCUGGUUCUGAACUCUGUUUUACAGAAUUCUACAUUAAAAGAUGAUCAUAUUAGUGAACAUGGUGUAUGUUCCAUGUCUGUUUCUGAUUACCAGAAUAACAAAAAUAGAGAUUCUGUUCCUAGUUCUACAGCAAAGUCUCUAUGCAAGCAAUCAUCUGUAUCAAAUAUAUCAACAAAUUCAUCAUUCAGUACUUUGCAUAAAUUGAAGAAAUUUGCUUUUGUGAGUAAACAAACAGACAUAAGUGAUUCCAAAUCAACAGAAAAGUUGAUGCAUCCUUGUAGUAGUAGUAUGAAGUCCUUUAAGUGUAAUGGAAGCCAAAAUACAAGAUUUAGAAAAGGAAUUUUUAAUACAGGAGAUGAUAACUUAGACGAUUUAGACUUUGACAUUGAUUGGCCAGGAGUGGGUGGGGAGAAAAAAACUUGAAAAUGAUCAUGUACACACUUUGAAACAUAUCACAUGAUUUAAAACACCUAAGUGUCUGUUUUUUUAUGUAAAAGAUAGGUUCUAUUAUUUUUAUGCAGGUAAAAAACAAAAUGCAUAAAUAAUUCAAAUAUUUUGCUUGAAUUAAGUCUGAAAUUUUUGUUUUUGCAGUAUUUAUUGUAGUUUGGCCAUUCUGUGGAAGAAUAUAAUUUGUUUUGUCAAAAAGCCAUUUAACCAAGAUUAGGUUUAGAGUUAUAUUUUGAUAGUCAUUUUUAUAGUGAAGUGUAGUGGUCUAAUAAUUAAGUUGUUGUGGACCUUAGGAUAUAAUGUAGUACUUGUGCCAAGCAGAUGAAAGUUCAACUGAACUUGUGCAAACUAA
Molecule: messenger RNA, 3298 nt
Organism: Limulus polyphemus (Atlantic horseshoe crab)
Lineage: Eukaryota; Metazoa; Arthropoda; Merostomata; Xiphosura; Limulidae
Product: DNA helicase MCM9-like
Exons: 12
Coding region: 1-2922 (973 amino acids)
Biological process (GO): double-strand break repair via homologous recombination; DNA replication
Cellular component (GO): MCM complex; nucleus
Molecular function (GO): ATP hydrolysis activity; single-stranded DNA helicase activity; single-stranded DNA binding
Source: RefSeq, a predicted model, not a curated record